Hypanus sabinus (Atlantic stingray) is the source of this 3008-nucleotide messenger RNA. It is a transcript of the gene tbpl1, whose product is annotated as TBP-like 1. Gene Ontology annotation, molecular function: DNA binding; general transcription initiation factor activity. The coding region runs from base 514 to 1074 and encodes 186 amino acids. The record is from RefSeq and is a predicted model, not a curated record. Gene Ontology annotation, biological process: DNA-templated transcription initiation. NCBI's taxonomy places the organism in Eukaryota, Metazoa, Chordata, Chondrichthyes, Myliobatiformes, Dasyatidae. The transcript is spliced from 8 exons.
CUUGCUCCGACUGGCCAGCCGCGCUGUCGGUCUAGCGAGUAGGCGUCGCGGUUCCGGGGUCCGGCUGCGUGCUGGAAGUCGGAACGCUGGCUCUUUCGGACCGUUAAACGGUCGAGCGAUCGCCUCUCGACUGUGGGCUAGCAGCAGCGGGAGAGAGGUCAGGCUGAGCGACGCUACUCACUGGUCCGCCCAGUACUCCAUCAUCCUGCCUCCUGAGCCCGGCUGGCUCAGGCCGAGAGCUGGGAAAGGCCUUCCUUAGUUCCUCCGGUACUUUGUGUCAGAAGCUGGCCGCCCGCGAUCCGGGCCUCGGGUCGAGAGUUGCGGUCGUGCAGACCUCGCACGGGCUGAAGAAGAAGACUGGCACCGAGACCUCCAGGUGGAGUAGGUUUGUGUUCUGCUUGACAUCAUCUAUAUUUGACCUCAGAUAUUAAGAAUUGACUGCCCAGCUGACCAUGUGCAGCACUAUCUAGAUGGUAUGCAGCCUUUUGCUCAGUUGAAUAACAAGCCACACCCAUGGAACCAGACAAUGAUAUUGCACUGGAUAUUUUGAUAACAAAUGUGGUCUGUGUAUUUAAAACAAGAUGCCAUUUAAAUCUGCGAAAGAUUGCACUGGAAGGAACAAAUGUAAUCUACAAAAGAGAUGUUGGGAAAGUGUUAAUGAAGCUGAGAAAACCCAGGAUAACAGCAACAAUUUGGUCUUCAGGAAAAAUUAUAUGCACUGGAGCUACAAGUGAAGAAGAAGCAAAAACUGGAGCUCGGAGACUAGCCCGUCUUCUGCAGAAACUGGGUUUUCAGGUAAAGUUUGCUGGUUAUAAAAUUGUCAACGUUCUGGCUGUAUGUACUAUGCCAUUCGAAAUAAGGCUGCCAGAAUUCACCAAAAAGAAUCGUCCAGUUGCAAGCUAUGAGCCAGAACUUCAUCCUGCAGCAUCUUACAGAAUUAAGUCAUUAAAGGCUACACUUCAAAUCUUUUCAACGGGCAGUAUAACAAUUACAGCACCCAGCAUACAGUGUGUCGCUACUGCAGUGGAACAAACUUAUCCAUUGAUCUUUGAAUCUAGAAAAAUGGUUAAAUAACCAUUCCUGUUACGGGACCAUCUUUGGAGAUUCUGAUUGGAUGACUACAGAGACAAAGUUUACCAUAGAACUAUUCCAGGAAUGGACAUAUAGCAAAUCAGAGACUGUGAGAAUAUAUAUGAACACAAUGCAAAUGUAUUCAUAUUGGGAUGUUAAUAUUGUUUUAUUGUGAACUGUUUACAUGACAUGAUGCUGCUGUUUUUCUUCUUAAGGAGAACCCUCCUUAUAGUCUCUGCAGUAAGGGAACAGGAUUGUAAAAUGUGCACUACAUUUAAAGUUGAACCACUUUUUUCUGGUUGAGCUUUGUGUUUUAUUGUGAGGUCUUUUUAAAAGAAAAAAAGUUAUGCUGUAUAUGAAAACCAAAGAUGCCACCAAUGUUAUUGUUCAUUUGGUUAUACUGUUUAAAUAAAAUUAAUAGAUGUGUAUUUAAUUUUAAGUUAAGAACCCUGCUAUAAGUCAUAAUUUAUUGAAGAAUUUCCAAGUGUUACAAAAUAAAUUUUAUUUCAGUGGUAAAUUCAAAACAUUAUUUGUGAAAGCUGUUUUGACUACAAAAGGUCCUCAGAAAUGAGAAUGGUGGAUGGUCAAGUCAUCUUAAAUUCAGGUAGAUGUGAAUUUAAAGUUUAUUUUUUAAAACAAAUGCAUAUUUGGUGAGCUAAUAAAAAGAGGGUUCCUAAAUUUGGAAUCAAAUCACAUCCUAUUAAUUAGAAAAACUAGUGCAUCAAACCUUUCCCAGAUUUUAGGGUAUCAAAAGAUCACUUAAAUGCUUGCAUGACUGCUUGAUGAUUUUAAUUUUUAAAAUUGAUCAGCUAAGCUAAAAAUAAUUGCUUCAUAUACAGCAUCAUCAAAUAGAUCCUAAAAGGCACUGUAAAUUUGGUUUUAUUAAUAGUUAUAUGCUGUGAUGCAUACUGCAUAUCAACCAUUGGAAAAAUAUCAAAACAUAGAACCAGUAUUGUAUUAAAAUUUAAAAACAGUAACUUCUGAAACUUUUAAUGUAUUAGGGGAAAAAAAAAUUGGGAAUGAACUAAAUAGCCCAUAAUGCUGCAGAAGUUCAUUUUAAACUUAUACCAGAAGCCUCAUAAUUUUUCAAUAGAGAAUCUCACUUGGUGAGUUCCAGGUGUUUGUCAAUUAUACAUUGCUACAGACCGAUCAGUGUAAUUUUGAGUUAUGAAUUUUUCAUACUCCGGAAGAGUAGUUACAACUAUCUAUUACCUAUGAGAUUUCUUUUCUACUCCCAAAUUUUACUUGAAAAUAAAACUGCUUUAUGAGCACAGCAUUGUUUCAAUAUUCCUAAACACAGCUUUUAGCAAUUAUUGCAUAUGUAAUUUUUUUUAAAAUAAAGUCUUCAUUUAUACCUAUCCACAGUUUCUUAUAGAAAAUUCAGUAGUUACAGUUUGGCUUUGCUUUGCAACUUUAAGUAUAUCAUUGUCGGUAUUUCAUCAAAUUUGAUAUACAAUAAGAACUAAAGUUUGAAUUAAUAAUUUGCAAAUAUUGUUUGAAAAAGUUGAGAGGCUUGUACUGUAGAAAGCACACUGCAGUGUAGCAGUGCGUGUGAUCAUUAACUCAGCGUCCCUAUUUCCGGUUGAACCUUUGUUCCUCAGGUUGAGUGUCUAUCCUCAAGAACUGCAAGAAGUACCUGUUUGAUACAAGAAUACUCAACUGAAUUUCAAUAAGUUACUUUUAUCAUUGCAAUUUCAUGUAAUCUGCAAACAAAAAUUUUCAAUUAUAUGACUUCUAAAUUUGAAUCAGAACUUACUUGAAACAUAAUCCUUUGAGUGUUGGGUAGCACUUUUGAAUAGCAUUUAUUUUCUGUUUUGUAGAACAAUUAUGUUUUUCUUUGUAAAUUUCCAGUUCUCAACAAAGUUGAAGUAGAUGGAUGUAUUCAAUUGUACAUACCAAUUUCCAAUAGUCACACAAUAAAUGUAAUCUUAACUUUA